CACAAAGCACCGCGGCCGUUGCAUCCGCCCGCGAAGGCCCUCCAUGUUCGUUCUGAGGUGAUGGAUGCGCUGGCACCGGCAAGACGCAAGACGGCAUCUGCGACCCCCCCGCCGCCGGGUCCGGUUCCGGCUAGCUCCCUUCGCUGGGGCGCAGCUCUGGGCUUGGGUGGAUCCAGGGCCGGCGCGGUGCCUGAAAGUCUUGGUCUUGUCGUCGACGACGUCUGCCCUCACUCGUGUUCGAAGGCCAUGUCCAGCCGCCGCCGCUGCCAUUGCUGCCCCUCGCAGCUGUAGAUCCGCCGCCGCCUGAAGCAUGUGGCGGUCAUGGACAGAAAGGCGCUCCUCGUCCCAUGCGGCCUCGUUCUAGGAUCAAGCUACCUGUCCACGAGUCUGCCCACGUCGUUUGCGCUCGAUCGCCCGUUGCAUACCGUUGGCGUGGUGUUGUUGCUUUCGGGGCUCGCCAUUAUCGCAUACGAAACGUGGGCGUGGAAGAACCGCCGGUCGACCGCCAAUGAGAGAUAUGUCGCGAUCCCGUUAACUGAGGGCAAUGGGCGGCCUUCGUCGGAGGAAGCAUGGCCACCCGAAGAGCGGACGUUCCGGAGAGGCGCGCUCAGCAGGAGGGGACUCGCGGCCCUGCUCGUCCUGCUUCUGUUCGGCCUGUGCGGCCGCAUUGCCCUCUUCUUCGCUGUCAUGAAAGACGUCGCGUGCACUGGGCCGACAGUCAUAGCAUUCCUCCCACUCGUCCUCGCGCUCUACCAUGGCUUCUGCGCGCCCACUCAUCGCCCCGUUCCAGCCUGGAGCGCCGACUCACCUCCGACUUCCCCUCUAGAUCGCAUCGUACAUUUCUUCCUCUACGGCCCGACGCGAUACAUCCUCCCCUCGCUCUUGUUGUCUAUCGCUAGCUUCCUCACCACACUCAAGACAAGCGCGCUGCGCUCGACUUACAUCUGCCCAAUCGCGACCUCCGCAGCCUCCACUAUCCCCAAACUGCAGUAUCUCGGCUUCGUACUAGACUGCGCAUUGGCUUUGAUACUCUAUCGUUUGAUUGACGAGAGUGUCUCGCAAAGCGAGAGCGCUCCGGUUGAGCCCAAGGACGGCACGUCCAUCAACGGGCUAGUUGGAUAUACCUUGAUUGCUUCGGCUCUCGUGCUUGCCGUGGCCGGCAUCGUUGUCUAUGCCGCGAUGCCCGAACACCGUCAAUGGCUGCUCUCCGCUCCUCGUGAAUACCUUCUUAGUCUUCUUCGUUUGUCUUUGAUGAUACCCAUUAUGAUGUUAUGUUUUAUUGUUUCGGCUCGUAUGUACGGCGUCAUGGGCGCUGUUCUGAUUGCUGCAUUUUCAUCUGCAUAUAUCGGCGUUCUUCGGGCACUUGCAACUGGCGUUUCAUAUUCCUUUCCCCCAAAAUCCACCGUCGGCCUUAGCCUCUGCCUUACCCUACUUACCAUAGCUCUCAUACUACAAUUGGUCGCGGAUGCGACCGACGAAACACAAAACCGGCCCAAGAUACCCGUGCGCCUCGGACGAAAUCAGAUCAUCUCCUUCGUGGCAGUUCUCGUCUUCUUCUCCGUCGGCGUCGCCAUUUACCGCUACCAGAAACCGAUUCCGGGACACCCUAUCCCCAUGCUGAUGGCCACAGCAAACGAUCAGCAGGAACGAUGGGCAUCUCAAGCCCAUCAGAGUAAGACAUUAGCGGAAGCUGUGAUUCACUAUCAGGAGCGCUACCACCGGGAUCCGCCACCACACUUCGACAAGUGGUAUGAAUAUGCCACGACCCGGGAUUCGAUUGUGAUAGACGACUUCGACAACAUCGAGGAAGAUUUGACCUUGUUCUCAUCAUUGAGUCCGGCCGAGCUGCGACAGCGCACUGCCGGGGUUCUCGCCGAUAAUGACAGACUAGGUGGUAUUCGUAUCCGGGACGGCAAAGCUGAAGUGUUUGGAAACGCGCCUGGAUCGCAUAAAUGGAUGUUGGAUGGAAUUGUUCAUAUGUUGGACAAGUUCGUUGAGUUUGUGCCUGACAUGGACCUCGCCUUCAACCUCAACGACGAACCUCGCGUAGCUGUGCCGUACAAGCAACUCCAAGAGGCGCGUGUCCACCGAGAACACUAUCCAUCGCACACCUCUGCCGAUGGCACCAUCGACUUCCGCCCAGAUCGCGCCUCUACCUGGCUCCAAACCACAGAACUACCGCAAGCUCCCCCGUUCUUCGAAAAUGCCUGGAUGAAGUCUUCAUUCCAGACUUACGGUUCCACGGCAUGUCCUACAGACUCACGCGCACGGAAAGACAGGCCUUGGGACACGGGUAUCUUUUGCUCCGCCUGUGCAGCCCCUCACUCUAUGGGUGCCUUCGUGGCCAACUGGACGAGGUCGGCAAAUCCCUGUCAUCAGCCCGAUAUUGCCAACCUUCACGGGCUGCAUCUCAGUCCGGGGACUCUCGCUGGUACGCAUGAGCUUGUUCCCAUCUUUAGCCAGAGCCGCGCGCCGGGUUACGCCGACAUCAGAUAUCCCUCCCCGUGGAACUACAUGGAUAAGACGAAGUAUGAGUUUGGCGAGAAAUUUCCCGAUCCGAGAUUUCUUAGAAAAGACGAUAAACUCUUCUGGCGUGGCGCCACAACCGAGGGUUUGAGCACUGCUGGGUCAUGGAAGGGUAUGCUGCGUCAACGAUUCGUCCAUUUGCUCAACAACGAGACCUCUCGUCAACCCAUAUUCCUCCCUACCGGAAAUAAGAACGGAAAGCUGGAGUAUGUCAUGGAACGCCCAGAAACGAUCAAGCAGCUACUGGAGACCAAGAUGGAUGCCCACUUCGUCAACGAAAUCAAUCACUGCGGCGGACCGGACUGCGACGAUCAAGCCCGCGAGUUCGGCUUCGGUAACACGAUCGACUUCAAGAACCACUGGCGCUACCGCUAUCUCUUUGAUGCGGACGGCGCGGGGUUCUCGGGCCGCUUUAUCCCCUUUCUGCAAUCCAACAGUGUGGUCUUCAAGACAGCCCUGUUCCGCGAAUGGUACGAGGGUCGCCUCAUAGCUUGGAAGCACUUUGUUCCGGUUGAUAUACGACUGCACGAUCUGUUCUCCUCGCUUGCUUACUUUGGCGGAUAUAGCCUGCAGGAGAAAGGAUCGAGGACAAUGGAGCCGAAGAUCAAGGAGGCGGAGAGUAUUGCGCGGGCCGGAAAGGUGUGGACGGAGAAAGUGCUUAGGAAAGAGGAUAUGGAGAUCUAUAUGUUCAGGUUACUGCUUGAGUGGGGUCGCUUGACGGAUGAGCGCAGAAAGGACGUUGGAUUUCGGAUGGAUACCCGGGGUAGGAAGGGCAAGGAUAAUGGGUAGUUGGUAGGCACGACAAGGCUCAAAAUAUCUCGUUUCUCUUCAAAGGCACAACUGACAUGAUGAGUACUUUUUAUCUACUAGGACUGGGGUAUGCCUCGAGAGGGUGUAACUCCGCUUCUUCUAAUUGUGGGGCUGGUUAUUCACAGCGUUGACAAUGAUUCAGCCUUGUACUACUACCUGAUGC
This is a messenger RNA of Trematosphaeria pertusa, 3499 nucleotides long. RefSeq names its product glycosyltransferase family 90 protein. The transcript is spliced from 5 exons. Lineage: Eukaryota; Fungi; Ascomycota; Dothideomycetes; Pleosporales; Trematosphaeriaceae. The record is from RefSeq and is a predicted model, not a curated record. Bases 322 to 3315 code for a protein of 997 amino acids.